AUGGUGCUUUCUGUAGCGCCCAUCUAUAAUCUCUUAAGCUCUCAGAAUUUACUAGAAAGGGCACACAUUAUCUUAUUAUGUCCUAGAUCACCCAAGUUUACUCAAACAAGAGCUAGAGAAUUAGAAGAAUUAUCACUUGAAAAGCCUUUAGUCUUCAUUUGUGGUCACUACGAAGGCAUAGAUGAGAGAGUACGUCACUUCAUCUCAGAAGCUAUCUCCAUCGGGGAUUAUAUUCUCUCAUCAGGUACUCUCGCGACAGCAGUCCUCAUAGAAAGCAUUGUCAGACUAAUACCGAAUGUACUUAACUCCGAAAGUUUAGAAUCAGAAAGUUUUAAUACAUCAGAAACUAUAGAAGAUCUAGACUUUCCUGUCUAUGCUCCUCCAAAAAAUUUUCUAGGAUACAAAGUCCCUCAAAUCUUACUCUCUGGACAUCACUCAAAAAUAGCAAGCCAUCGAGAAAAAUCUAAAGACAAAUAUAAAAAUCAAUAG
Puma concolor (puma) is the source of this 489-nucleotide messenger RNA. Lineage: Eukaryota; Metazoa; Chordata; Mammalia; Carnivora; Felidae. The record is from RefSeq and is a predicted model, not a curated record.